Molecule: messenger RNA, 1458 nt
Organism: Trypanosoma theileri
Lineage: Eukaryota; Euglenozoa; Kinetoplastea; Trypanosomatida; Trypanosomatidae
Exons: 1
Coding region: 1-1458 (485 amino acids)
Biological process (GO): DNA replication-dependent chromatin assembly; CENP-A containing chromatin assembly
Cellular component (GO): nucleoplasm
Molecular function (GO): histone binding
Source: RefSeq, a predicted model, not a curated record
AUGGAAUCAUCGUCUCAAACAAAGUUGGGUUCAGAUGCAACACAGGCCGUCAACACAACAUCGUCUGCCGUAGACGUAAUGAAUGCAAGAGACGCACUUCACCAUGGAGAGAAUGAAGAGAAAGCACACGAGCAGGUGGAUAUACCAAAACACCACGAAGAAGAAAAAGAAAAAGAAGCAGAGAAGGAAGAAGAAGAAGACCAGGAGGAUUCUUCUUCUUCUUCUUCCUCUCCAUGUGAAGAGGAUGAGGAUAAUGAUGAUAAUACGGAUACGGAAGAUGAGGAUUCAGCUCCAUUCGCUAGUGAUGAAGAGGCGCUGGCCACACGGGCCAUUGGUCUCAAACACUAUAAUGAACACCACUAUGAAGAUGCACUUGAUAUUCAAUACCGUGUGCUGCGGCACUUUGAAAAGAAGUAUGGAGCCACAUCUCCCAUCUGUGGACCGUACUUUCUCGAUUACGGCCUUUCUCAAUUACGUCUUCUGCAAACACGAAGUUCUGUAGAGGCUGCAUUAGAGCCAUUGGAUCAAGAGGCCUUAAAGACGUGUUUUAUUAACUUGGAUGUGGCCCGUGUGUGCUUUCAAAAACAGGAGGAACAACGUGGAGAGGAGGAUAUAGAGACUCAGCUUUCCCUCGCAGAGGUGCAUAACGCGAUUGCACAACUGCAUGUUGAGCGAGAGGACUUUGAUAGUGCCCUCAAAGAGUAUGAAAGUGAACUCCUGACAUAUCGUUUCAUUCAACAGGAGAAACCAGAAAUGGUUCCACAUGGAAGACUCGCGGCUGUUCUCUACGGAAUGGCGGAUUGCUAUAUGAAGGAGGGAGACUUUGAAGAGGCGGAGUCUCGCUUUACAAACGCCAUUGCGGAGAUUGAGGGAUUUCCACCCGGUACGAUUGCAGAUGAACUCAUCGCGGAGUUGCGGGAAUUGAGAGAUGAUGCCGCCGCGAUGAAAGGCGGAAAGUACCGGGAAUUGCAGGAAUGUAUACAAGCGCAGUUCGCCGCGAAGGAGGCGGAGAUGUUGCCAACCGCACAGGAGUUCUACGGUGCUGGAGUAGCCACAGAAGAACAAGAAGAAGAAGAAAAAGGAGAGGAAGAAAGAAAAGAAAAACAACCAUCGCAGUCACUACAACAUCCAUAUCUUUCUCAUUUACCAGGGGAUUCCGAGUACUCGGCCCUCUCCAUGCCGCAGUCCCUCACAAAUCCGGUUCGGUGGAAUGAACACAGCAACAGUAUGUCCCUCUCGCUGUUCCCUCCGCAGGUCGCCGGCCGCAGUCCAGAGGCAUCCAACAGUCAGCCAGUCCAUCACGUGGUGGCCAGGCGGAAGCCAAAACCACAACCGCAAUCACAACAACAACAGACAUCACAACAACAACAACAACAACAACAACAACUGCGGGGUAAUGAUGGGAACAGUUUGGGUGAGUCCGAGACCAAGCGUCUACGGACCGAGUCUUGUAGUUAA